AUGAAGUUUCUAUAGGUUUCAUCGACCAAUGGAGCAAUGCAAUGGAGUUGACAAAUUCUCGUGCAAAGCAAUUUUAAUGAAAAAAUAGUUGUGUUUUAUUCUUUCGUCAUGUCCAUAGAAAUUUCUAAAUUAUCAGAGGUUGUUAAAAAUUUGAAGGAGUUGCAAUGUUGUGCACGAUGUAUUCUGAGAUACAUCGGAAAACGGGACUCUUCUGCUGCUUUUUAUGCCAAACCAUAUAAUGAAAUUGUAAAUUAUGUUGAAGAUACCUAUAGUGGAUUAUUUAUAAAAAAAGAUGUUGAAAAUUCUUGGGAUUUUAUUUGCAUCUUAUGUCUUGGACUUCUACAACCAUCUACAUCACAUGCACUUAUUACAAAGAUAUGUGAUCUUGUCAAGUCAUCUGAUCAUGAAUUUUUCAAUUUCACCACAGCAAUCACAUAUCCUUUGGUGCUUACUUUUCGCCAUCAUUCAUUGUGGAUGCAUCUGAAAGAAAAUUUCAGUUCAAUUUAUCCAGAACAAGUCUCCCUUCAAGAUACACUUCGACUGAAAGAUUGUAUAAAAUUUGUCUAUGGACCUCAGAUGGAGUUAAACUUGGAUGUUGAGUUCUAUAAGAAAAGUCCGUUCUCGAUAUCUGUUAUACUUGAUCAUUCUGAAGCAAUGAAAGAACUUGACUUUUUAGUGUCAGGGAAAAGAGUGUUGAAAUGCCAUCCGAGAAAAAGAAAAAAAGUGAUAGCAAGUGAACCAUUUGUUACAGCUAUGCAGCUUACUAAGUGCAUUGAGAAUAUUGAAACCUGUCAGCAGUUUAGAGAAAUUGGCAAUUGCCCUCCUCAGGCAAUCCAAAUUCCAUGUAGAAUUGCCAAAGUGGAAUGCACAAAUGCUCCUGUGUACCUUGCAGGUCGCUAUAAUAAGUAUUCUCGGUUCCUAUCUCAGUCGCCAUGGAUUGUAAAUGGGCAAAGAAUGACAGAAAAUUCAGUAGAGGAGUUGAUUGCAGCAGAAAUAGAGAAAGUGUUUUUGUCUGAUGAUUCAAAAUUUUCCUCUGCUGGACGUGAAGAUGUAGAUGUGCGCAUGCUCGGCAAAGGUCGCCCUUUUAUUUUGGAAUUGAUUAACCCUCGUAAAAUCGCUCAAAAUCUCGAGCAAAUAAAGAAAUUACAGAUGAAAGUUAAUUCCUCUACAGAUGAUAUCAAAAUCAGAGAUCUUCAAAAGAUAUCCAGGGAAGAAUGUGGGAAAUUGAAGGAGGCGGAAAAAAGUAAAACAAAAACAUAUAGGGCUUUAGUGUACGUGUCUGAGGGUGUUACAGAAGAAGAACUGUUUUCGUUGAAUGAUAACAAGGACAUUAUGCUCAACCAAAAGACUCCAUUAAGAGUAUUACACAGGCGACCUUUAGCUGACCGUCAGCGGAAAAUUUUGACCAUGUCGACUGAAUAUAUUGACAAGAACCAUUUUUAUCUUUAUCUUUGUACAGAAGCAGGAACAUAUAUAAAAGAAUUUGUUCACGGUGAUUUUGGUAGAACCCAACCGAAUUUAUCGACAAUUAUGAAUAAAGAAACUGACAUAUUAGAGCUUGAUGUCAUGGUAAGAUGUAUUUCUACAUCGUGCAGUCAAUAAUAUAACUCUUUAUUUCUAAAAAGUUUCCUGAAGAAAAUUUCUUGGUUUUAAUUAAAAAAUACAGCUAAACAA
Molecule: messenger RNA, 1674 nt
Organism: Xenia sp. Carnegie-2017
Lineage: Eukaryota; Metazoa; Cnidaria; Anthozoa; Malacalcyonacea; Xeniidae
Product: tRNA pseudouridine synthase Pus10-like
Exons: 18
Coding region: 109-1602 (497 amino acids)
Biological process (GO): tRNA pseudouridine synthesis
Molecular function (GO): RNA binding; pseudouridine synthase activity
Source: RefSeq, a predicted model, not a curated record